Molecule: messenger RNA, 812 nt
Organism: Gavialis gangeticus (Gharial)
Lineage: Eukaryota; Metazoa; Chordata; Crocodylia; Gavialidae
Product: relaxin-3-like
Exons: 2
Cellular component (GO): extracellular region
Molecular function (GO): hormone activity
Source: RefSeq, a predicted model, not a curated record
GGCGACUACGGCGUGAAGCUGUGCGGCCGCGAGUUCAUCCGCGCCGUCAUCUUCACAUGCGGCGGCUCCCGCUGGAAGAGGCUGUCGCUGCAGGGCGCCGCGCCGCUGCCCGGACCCGAUUCUACUCAAACCACAAAUAACAAAGAACCAGAAAACUUAAAGUUGCAGUCAGUCUUUGUUCCAGAUCUGGAGCAGCUGCAGAGAGGCAGCCUACCACUUGAACAACAAGCAGGGAAGGAUUUGUUUAAUUUGUACGAUUAUAAUGAAUAUGUACCCACGUCAGAUGACUUCAAAGAAUAUGUCCGUCAGGUUGAAGAUGCUGCCCAGAAGAACAAAGGUGGAACAGGAAUUGCCAGUCCCAUGGGAUCAAACAGUUUUCCUUGGGCUAAGUAUCCCAGAAAGAAACGGGACUUAUCUAUGGGGGUGGCAGGAAUGUGCUGCAAAUGGGGCUGCACUAAAAUGGAAAUUAGUACACUAUGCUGAAACUAAAAUGGUACUUCUGCAUUUAUUUUAGACAUAUGGACUCAAUGUUAGUUGCAGUGAUACUUGAUUGAGUGCUGCGCAUAGAGAGAAAAAUAAUCAUGUGUUUGUAUUUCAUUUUGUCUGUGACUGGUUGUAGAUUUUACUUAAAACCCCCCUCAAACCUAACUGUUAGUGACUUUGUUUUGCAGCAGUAACCUUUUAAUCUAAAUUUCUACUCAACUGUUACUAAUUUGAAUGUUUGUUCUUUAUGUUAAAAUUUCCCACCUCAUAUUUGUAACACUCUAGGGAGAAAAAUCCAUGGUAAUUAAACAUAUAUUACAUUCUAUGAA